Molecule: messenger RNA, 872 nt
Organism: Jatropha curcas
Lineage: Eukaryota; Viridiplantae; Streptophyta; Magnoliopsida; Malpighiales; Euphorbiaceae
Product: CASP-like protein 1C1
Source: RefSeq, a predicted model, not a curated record
CCAAAGCAGAAAAAAUCCUACUGGACGGCGCAGAGGGCAGAUAGAGCAACUCAACCAACAUAUCAUAAAAUAAGUGUACACAGAGUCUCAAAACCAAUCUUUUUUUACCAACCAAAUUAUAUGCUUUUGCUUUUGUUUUAGAGACACAAACUGAUAAUACCCUUUUCAAUUAUGUGGGUGCUCUGCUCUGCAAUUUCAAUGGCUAAAGCUCAGAGAAUAUGUGCUCUUCUUUUCAGGCUUAUUGCCUUUGGAGCUACACUAGCAGCAGCCAUUGUUAUGGCUACUAGCCAUGAAACUGGUUCCUUAUUUGGUCUCUCAGUUGAAGCAAAGUACACUGACACUCCAUCCUUCAAGUACUUUGUGAUUGUUAAUUCUAUUGUGACUGUCUAUGGUUUUCUGGUUCUCUUUCUUCCUCCUCAAAGUUUGCUCUGGAGAUUAGUUGUGGCCAUGGAUGUGGUGUUCACUAUGUUGCUCACUUCAAGUAUUUCAGCUGCCUUGGCAAUUGCUCAAGUGGGUAAAAAUGGAAAUUCACAUGCAGGUUGGUUCCCUACCUGUGGUCGAGUUCCUAAAUUCUGUGAUCAAGUAACAGGAGCAUUGGUUGCUGGCUUCAUUGCUGUCAUAAUUUAUGCCAUUCUUCUCCUCUAUGCUAUCAACAAUUUCCUUAAUCCUCUCCUUGUUCAAAAAACCUAAUUAGGGUUUUUGUAAUUUCAUUUUCUUUCUUAAUUUGUAUCUUUCUGUAUAAUUAUAAUGCAUGUGAACAUAAAAUCCGUCUUUUUGUCUAGACUAAUUAGGUGGUAACUUGUAAUUUUGAUCUCCUAAUUAUCUUUUUUAUGUUCAUUUUUAGCUCUUGAAUAUUAUUAUGUUUGUAUGUA